UGGCUGAACCUGUGUGCCGGCCGGAAAGCCUGGAUUUGGCUAUGGCAUUGCUGUGUGGCCUUGGGCAAGUCACUCUCCAUCUCUGGGUCUCACUUCCUUCCCAAUCUGAAAACAAGAUUGGAUUCCUGGCAGCCCGGGCUUUCCUGCGGAGCGGCGGCAUGGAGGCUCUCACCACUCAGCUGGGGCCGGGGCGCGAGGGCAGCUCCUCUCCCAACUCCAAGCAAGAAUUGCAGCCCUAUUCGGGAUCCAGCGCUCUUAAACCCAACCAGGUGGGCGAGACGUCGCUGUACGGGGUGCCUAUCGUGUCGCUGGUCAUUGAUGGGCAGGAGCGCCUGUGCCUAGCCCAGAUCUCCAACACCCUGCUAAAAAACUACAGCUACAAUGAGAUCCACAACCGCCGUGUGGCCCUGGGCAUCACGUGUGUGCAGUGCACGCCGGUGCAGCUGGAGAUCCUGCGUCGGGCCGGGGCAAUGCCCAUCUCCUCUCGCCGUUGCGGCAUGAUCACGAAACGAGAGGCGGAACGCCUGUGUAAAUCAUUCCUGGGUGAGCACAAGCCACCCAAACUGCCCGAGAACUUCGCCUUUGACGUGGUGCACGAGUGCGCAUGGGGUUCUCGGGGCAGCUUCAUUCCUGCCCGUUACAACAGCUCCCGUGCCAAGUGCAUCAAGUGCGGUUACUGCAGCAUGUAUUUCUCACCCAACAAGUUCAUCUUCCAUUCGCACCGCACACCCGACGCCAAGUACACUCAGCCCGACGCCGCCAACUUCAACUCGUGGCGUCGGCACCUCAAACUCAGUGACAAGUCGGCCACCGACGAACUGAGCCACGCUUGGGAGGAUGUCAAGGCUAUGUUUAAUGGCGGGACGCGCAAGCGGACCUUCUCGCUGCAAGGAGGCGGCGGAGGCGGCGCUAAUAGCGGGUCUGGUGUUGCAGGGAAGGGCAGCGCUGGUGGAGGUGGAGGUGGCGGUCCAGGGUGCGGCGCAGAGAUGGCCCCAGGCCCACCGCCUCACAAAAGUCUGCGCUGCAGUGAAGACGAGGUGACUGGGCCUCCCGGGCCACCUCCACCGCAUCCACAGCGUGCAUUGGGCCUGGCGGCAGCAGCUAACGGCCCUGCAGGACCUGGAGGGCCUGGGGGCAGCGCGGGAGUUCGCAGCUACCCGGUGAUUCCAGUGCCCAGCAAAGGUUUUGGCCUCUUGCAGAAGCUGCCCCCACCUCUUUUCCCACACCCGUACGGUUUCCCCACAGCCUUCGGCCUAUGUCCCAAAAAGGACGACCCAGUGUUGGUCACCGGAGAACCAAAAGGCGGCCCUGGCACCGGGAGUGGUGGAGGUGCCGGCACUGCCGCGAGUGCCGGUGGCCCGGGGACUGGCCACUUGCCCCCGGGAGCAGGGCCGGGCCCUGGCAGCGGCACUAUGUUUUGGGGACAUCAACCUUCUGGCGCAGCCAAGGACGCAGCGGCGGUAGCUGCAGCAGCGGCCGCCGCCACUGUGUACCCGACGUUUCCCAUGUUCUGGCCAGCUGCCGGGAGCCUCCCAGUACCGCCUUACCCUGCCGCACAGAGCCAAGCCAAAGCCGUAGCGGCCGCGGUAGCUGCUGCUGCGGCGGCGGCGGCGGCAGCUGCUGGCAGUGGCGGUCCGGAGUCUUUGGACGGUGCUGAGCCAGCCAAGGAGGGCAGCCUCGGUACGGAGGAGCGCUGCCCAAGUGCUCUAUCCCGCGGGCCCCUGGAUGAGGACGGCGCGGACGAAGCACUGCCUCCGACCCUGGCCCCCCUGCCACCUCCGCCACCACCACCUGCCCGCAAAAGCUCCUACGUGUCAGCCUUCCGACCCGUGGUCAAGGACGCAGAGAGCAUCGCUAAGCUCUACGGCAGCGCGCGGGAGGCAUAUGGCUCCGGGCCUGCUCGUGGGCCAGUCCCGGGCACGGGGACCGGAGGAGGCUAUGUGAGCCCGGACUUUCUGAGCGAGGGCAGCUCUAGCUACCAUUCUGCCUCGCCCGACGUGGACACCGCGGACGAACCUGAGGUGGACGUAGAGUCCAACCGCUUCCCCGACGAGGAGGGCGCCCAGGACGACACCGAGCCCAGCGCACCCAGCACGGGAGGUGGCCCAGACGGCGACCAGUCCGCUGGGCCCCCAUCAGUCACAUCCUCAGGCGCAGACGGUCCCACAGACUCUCCUGAAGGCGAUAGCCCUCGCCCUCGCCGCCGCCUUGGGCCACCGCCCGCUGGCAGAUCCGCAUUCGGGGACCUGGUGGCCGAUGACGUGGUGAGGAGAACUGAGAGGAGUCCACCAAGCGGCGGCUAUGAGCUACGAGAGUCUUGCGGGCCCCUGGGAGGCCCCGCGGCGGCCAAGGUGUAUGCGCCUGAGAGGGACGAACACAUGAAGAGUGCAGCUGCGGCGGCGCUGGGGCCCGCGGCCUCGUACCUCUGCACCCCGGAGGCCCACGAGCCAGAUAAGGAAGACAAUCACUCGACGACAGCCGACGACGCGGACACUAGGAAAUCCUUAUCAGACCAAAGGAGUGUCUCCCAGCCAAGCCCUGCAAAUACAGAGCGAGGUGAAGAUGGGCUCACUUUGGAUGUCACAGGAACUCAACUGGUGGAGAAAGAUAUAGAAAACCUAGCCAGAGAAGAAUUGCAGAAAUUGCUUCUAGAGCAAAUGGAGCUUCGAAAGAAGCUGGAGCGGGAAUUCCAGAGUCUCAAAGAUAAUUUUCAGGAUCAAAUGAAGAGGGAAUUGGCUUAUCGGGAAGAAAUGGUGCAACAGCUGCAAAUUGUCAGAGAUACCCUAUGUAACGAACUGGAUCAGGAGAGGAAGGCGCGCUAUGCCAUCCAGCAGAAAUUAAAAGAAGCUCACGACGCCCUCCACCACUUCUCCUGCAAGAUGCUGACACCCCGGCACUGCACCGGCAACUGCUCCUUCAAGCCCCCGCUGUUGCCCUAGCGCCGGCUUGGCCGCUCCCACGCGCCCUCAAGCCAUGCUGCUCCUUUCUGUAAAUACCCGCUGCCGUGGCGGCCCAGAGCGAGGAACAAGCCAUUAGGACCCGACCGUUGUAAAUACAGCCGCCUGCCCGCUGGUCCCCAUCCGGGCCCGGCUCGGUUUCCCACUGUAAAUAUUGCCUCGCCCCUCCUUUGAACUCCAGGGCAUCAGACCUCAAGGGGUAAACUGGACCCACCAGGGAAAGAAACGGGAGAGGGGAGAGCGCUUUCACACACACCCCACUCCAGCCUGAGUAGGUCCUGGGACCCGGAUUGUGAAUACAAUGUAGCAUCUUCGCUGGCUGCAGCCACGCGCUCCCCGUCCCAUCCAUCCACUCUGAAACUCUCGUUCCUAAAACAACGUGGCUAUGUGCAAUGGAUAUAAACGGACUGUGAGUCUCUUGGUUCAGUAUUAGGUUCACUUUAUUUAUGCUGUAAGUUAUUUUACUUUCCCCGGACCCCCUUUCAGUCCUCAUUUUGCAUUCAUUCCUCUUUGGAUUUUGCUUUGUGUUUUUUGUUGUUGUGUAACAUAACAGCACUUUAAAAGGGCGACAACUGACUCACGAGAAGGUGACCAUCUUGAACCUAUUUGGGGAGACCUGUAUCCGUGACUUUUGUUUUUAAUAAAAAGAAAAAAAUCUGUCA
Molecule: messenger RNA, 3619 nt
Organism: Mesocricetus auratus (golden hamster)
Lineage: Eukaryota; Metazoa; Chordata; Mammalia; Rodentia; Cricetidae
Gene: Skor1
Product: SKI family transcriptional corepressor 1
Exons: 9
Coding region: 42-2939 (965 amino acids)
Biological process (GO): negative regulation of transcription by RNA polymerase II; negative regulation of BMP signaling pathway
Cellular component (GO): transcription regulator complex; nucleus
Molecular function (GO): SMAD binding; RNA polymerase II cis-regulatory region sequence-specific DNA binding; DNA-binding transcription factor activity, RNA polymerase II-specific
Source: RefSeq, a predicted model, not a curated record